Arachis duranensis is the source of this 1098-nucleotide messenger RNA. RefSeq names its product probable choline kinase 2. NCBI's taxonomy places the organism in Eukaryota, Viridiplantae, Streptophyta, Magnoliopsida, Fabales, Fabaceae. Gene Ontology annotation, cellular component: cytoplasm. Gene Ontology annotation, biological process: phosphatidylethanolamine biosynthetic process; phosphatidylcholine biosynthetic process. The coding region runs from base 1 to 1098 and encodes 365 amino acids. The transcript has 7 exons. The record is from RefSeq and is a predicted model, not a curated record. Gene Ontology annotation, molecular function: ethanolamine kinase activity; choline kinase activity.
AUGGGUGCAACAAAUGAAGAUUUUUAUGCGAAAAGCCCUAUAAACAAGGUAGAUUAUCUUCCAAGAGAGGCAAAAGAAAUAUUGAAAUCAUUGGCUAGUAAAUGGAAGAAUGUACUUGACCCAAAUGCAAUGGAGGUUAUCAAUCUAAAAGGGGCAAUGACAAAUGAGGUUUUCAAAGUCAAAUGGCAAACACCAACUGGGGAAACUUCACAAAGGGUUCUGGUUAGAAUGUAUGGCGAGGGCACCGAAAUUUUCUUUAACCGAGAUGAUGAGAUUCGAGCAUUCGAAUGCAUAUCCAAAUCUGGAUAUGGCCCUCGUUUGCUUGGGAGGUUUGCAAAUGGCCGAAUUGAAGAAUUCAUCAAUGCUCGGACAUUAUUAGCAUCAGAUCUACGAGAUCCAUCUAUUUCUGCUCUUAUAGCUAUCAAGAUGAAAGAGUUCCAUGAUCUUAACAUGCCAGGACCAAAGAAGGUUCACCUUUGGGAUGUAUUGCGGAAGUGGCUUGUUGAAGCAAGGAAAUUAGCUUCCCCUGAAGAAGCUAAAAUGUUUCAUUUGGAUGCAAUGGACAACGAAAUUUCACUUUUGGAAGAGAGAUUAUCAACUACUCACCAAAAAAUAGGGUUUUGCCACAAUGAUCUACAAUAUGGUAACAUAAUGAUUGAUGAAGAGACCAAAUCGUUGACUUUAAUAGAUUAUGAAUAUGCAAGUUAUAAUCCUAUAGCAUAUGAUAUAGCAAACCACUUCUGCGAGAUGGCUGCAAACUAUCAUACAGAAACCCCUCAUAUUCUUGACUACAGUAAAUAUCCUGAUUUGGAAGAACGUAGAUUAUUCGUUGAAACAUAUUUGAGAUCUUCAGGUGAAGAACAAAUUGAUAGCAAAGUGGAGCAACUACUUGAUGAUAUUGAGAACUUUACACUUGCAAAUCAUCUAUUCUGGGGAUUUUGGGGAAUAAUUUCGGAGCAUGUAAAUAAUAUUGACUUUGACUAUAAAGAAUAUGCAAAUCAACGGUUUCAAGACUAUUGGUUGAGGAAACAAUACCUUAUGAGUUCUCCUGCAUCAUCCCAUGAUUUAUCUGCUAAAGAAGGUAAGGUACUUCACUAA